CCCCCCGGCUCCGCGGUUUUCCAUGAAAAUCGAGGUACGCGCGGCCGAACCGACGCUGGACAACUAUCGCGUACCAGCCGAACCGCGUGCCGAUCGUCAACGGGAUGGGAAUGCAGCCGCGAGCCACCGAUCGGUGACGAACGACCAUUUUUACGAACGACACGACUCGCGAUCGUAUCACGACCACGGUGUGCACGUGCGACGUGAUCCCAGCGAAGAGAGAACUCCUCUGAAUCCGCACGACUCAGCUUCCACAGUGGGGACGGUGUCUAGUUAACAGAAACGAUCUUUUGGGCGUCGGGUCGGUAGGAAACGCGCGGAGGAAACUCGAGAGGAGAGUUGACUGGUUGAAAAUCGUCCGUCGCUGAGCGGAUGCUCCCUCGAGCGGGUUCGGCUGUCGUUCGUCGAGCUCGACGGAUCGGGAGAUCGACCACGGAAGACAAUCGCGUGAACCGUCCGGGUUCAUGACUCGCUAAGGCAAUCGCUCGCUUAUUUUUUAUUAUUAUUCAUCGGCAGAAACGGGUUGGCUGUGUGCGUAAAAAUUGUCGGGCAAUCGAGUGAAGUCGUCGCGCAAAGACUGUUCGUACAAACAAACUCUAGUGAGAAUAGUCGGUAAAAGGGUUCCGCUCGCGGAUCCCGUGAAACGGUGGUGACGAACGCACGGGCUCUAGCGUGAGAAGGGUGAUAUGGUGAUUGGACCCGCAUGGUCGCGUCGUCGUCUCGUACAGCAGAGUAAGUUUCCACGAAGGACACAUGUCUGGUGGACGGUGUCGGGUCGUAUUCAUUCGAGUGGACCGUCGCUGGCUGGCUCGGUGACUGGACGAGAUCACGAUCGCUCGAGUUCGGCGACCAGGACCCCGACAACCAGGCUCAGGAUCAGGAUCAGGACGAAGGCUGUGCUACCGGUGGCGCGUGGUGGGAAUAACCAGCCACGACGGGGCCGAGCGCCGGGGCACGGAAAAGAACAGAGCCCCCGGUGCAGGGAAGAGGAGGCCGAGCCGAGGGCGAGACCGGGACAAGCGUAGCAGCAACGGCCCUGAAACCAAACGGGAACCUAGCUACCCCCUUGCACAGGGGGGAGACAAGAAGGAGACCUCGCCGACGGAGGCGACGGAAAAAGAAGCGACGGAGGUGCGGCACAACUUCGUUAGCAGGGUGGACAGAGGAACGGAACGUGUCUGGAGCGGCUUGGCGCUUUGAACGAAGAUACCACGCCGAAGUGGAACUCUGAUUACCAUCUUGCACAAAACCCCCCCCUCGUGUACAAGUUUAAAACCCAACGACCCUCAACUCACGGUUCUUUAGUGCUCCAGUUUAUAGUUUCUCCUUGCUAUUUUUCAUUUCGUAUCGAUGAGUCCAGUGUGAUAAACGAGCGCGAACGGAACGGGAGAUAGAAGGAGGAGGAAAUUGUUUCGAUGAUACGCUAGUGAUUCACGGUGAUGGUGGUGUGAUACGAAUAUAUAGUGUGCACGCGCGCGUGUUCUACGAGAGUGUGUGAGGAGGGAGGGAGGAUACAAACGUGUAUAUAAAUAAAUAGGAGUAUCCAUGUAUACGUAAUAAAAAAAAAAAGAGGACGCGUGUGUCCGUACGCAUUUGAGUACAAAACAGAGAAAUAUUAAAAGGGAAAGGAAGAGAAAACGAAGGAACAUAGAAUCGGCUGUACGAUAGGAGGAAGGAAAAUAGUGGCGAGGAAGGAGAGGAGGCAGGAAUAGAUAAAUAAACCGGUGAUCAAUUUUGUAAAAAAGAGAGCGCGAGAAGACGAGCGAUAAAAUAAAGAAAGAGGUGGGCCAGGCAUCGGAAGGUGGGCCAGGUGGGACAGUAGCAUGAGUUCGUACUUCGCGAAUUCGUACAUCCCGGACCUGCGUAAUGGCGGGGUGGAACACCCGCAUCAGCAUCAGCAGCACUACGGUGCCGCCGUCCAGGUGCCCCAGCAAACCCAAUCGGUGCAACAGCAGUCCCAACAGUCUGGGGACCCUUGCGACCCCGGCUUAUUACGUCAAGGAGUGCCCGCUCACCAUUAUGGGGCUGCCGGAGGCCAGCAAGAUAUGCCUUAUCCUAGGUUUCCGCCGUACAAUCGAAUGGACAUGCGGAACGCGACCUAUUAUCAGCAUCAACAGGAUCACGGGAGCAUGGACGGCAUGGGCGGCUACAGGUCGACGUCCCCGAGCCCCGGGAUGGGUCACAUGGGGCACACGCCGACACCCAACGGACAUCCGUCCACCCCGAUUGUCUACGCUAGUUGCAAGCUCCAGGCGGCCGCGGUCGAUCAUCAGGGUAGCGUGCUCGAUGGACCGGACAGCCCGCCGCUGGUCGAGGCGCAGAUGCACCAUCAGAUGCACUCGCAGCACCCUCACAUGCAGCCACAACAGACGCAGCAUCAGCAACAGCAGCAACCACCCCCUCAUCAGCAUCUUCAGGCGCAGCAGCAGCACAUGAUGUACCAGCAGCAACAGCAGACGCAAGCGGCAUCCCAGCAGUCGCAACCGGGCAUGCACCCCCAGCAACAGCAGCAAGCUCAGCAACACCAGGGGGUGGUCGCGUCGCCGCUUAGUCAGCAACAACAGGCCGCUCCUCAAGGCGCGGCCAGCGCGAACCUACCCAGUCCGCUGUACCCGUGGAUGAGAAGUCAAUUUGAAAGGAAGCGGGGCCGGCAGACGUACACCCGAUACCAAACCCUUGAGCUGGAGAAGGAGUUCCACUUCAACCGAUACCUGACCAGGCGGCGGCGGAUCGAGAUCGCGCACGCUCUCUGCCUGACCGAACGGCAAAUCAAAAUCUGGUUCCAAAACAGACGGAUGAAGUGGAAGAAGGAGAACAAGACGAAAGGGGAGCCGGGCUCCGGCGACGGGGACACCGAGAUCUCGCCUCAGACCUCGCCGCAGGGUUGAGCGAACAGCCCCACCGGAGAAGUGGAACUUCCAAAGAGGUCUCAUCUCUCUCAGGGUCGUUAAUACCUUGUUUCCAGCACUACCUCCUCCCCCCCAUACCCCCGCCCCUCCGACACAUACACACAUACACACACAC
This is a messenger RNA of Ceratina calcarata, 3024 nucleotides long. RefSeq names its product homeotic protein antennapedia (gene Antp). Gene Ontology annotation, cellular component: nucleus. Gene Ontology annotation, biological process: anterior/posterior pattern specification; negative regulation of transcription by RNA polymerase II. The coding region runs from base 1824 to 2888 and encodes 354 amino acids. Gene Ontology annotation, molecular function: RNA polymerase II cis-regulatory region sequence-specific DNA binding; DNA-binding transcription factor activity, RNA polymerase II-specific. The transcript is spliced from 3 exons. The record is from RefSeq and is a predicted model, not a curated record. NCBI's taxonomy places the organism in Eukaryota, Metazoa, Arthropoda, Insecta, Hymenoptera, Apidae.